CCGGGCGUGCCUGCUGCCUUUUGCUGGUUUCCUCACCACGCCAAAUUCCCAUCUUCCCAUUUCACCGGUCAUUGUAACAAAGCUCCAACAAGGUGUUUUGACUGUUUUCAAUAUUCUGUUUGCCCCAGGCCGCGACAUCGCCGAGUCGAACCGCACGCUCUCCAUCUGGACCUCGUGACUCGGCGACGUCGUACAUGAUAGCAACCCAAAGCCACGGUGUGGACCAGCCAUGGUCAACCCAGUCGACAAUGACUGCCAGUGGAUAUGCUGCCGAUGCGAAGGAGGAGCCCUCCACGGCGGUGAAUUCGACAUUGGUCCAUCGCCAGGCGACGGUCGACUUCGAGGACACCACUAUCCAUCAGCCAUAUGGCCAAAACAACUUUUCUACGGAGGCUUUCUGGCUGGAUUGGGCCUGGAACGAUUUACCCCCCAGCCAGCUCGGUGGGACCAUCACCUUUGACGCCCUUGCCAAUCAGCGCUUCCCCGACUCAUGGUCGGCUGAAGCCACAGGAUCGCACUGGGUGACGUCGUCCGUGCCGUCCUCCACAGGGACCAGCCUCUUUGGCUCACCCAGGCUCCAAGAGGUGUCCCUGUUCCUGCUGCCCACCUCCGAUUCCGGUGCCUCACACCUCAGCCCUCAUGGAUGCCAAAUGGCACCUUGCCUCGAUUACUCCCCGCCCUGGACAUGCUUCAGCAUCGCGUCCGACAAUGCGACUGGGUGCCAAAGCUCAAUGUCCGGGUGGAACAAUCCGACCACAGCGCCAUGGGCAGACCACCGGCGGCAGACAACGCCUUCCCCUAGCAGUCUCGACCGAUGCGGUUCGCCAUUCCACCACGGCGAAGUCAAGCCAGACGAAGACUCCCUGCAAUCAUACUGCGAUUCCGCCACGUGCCGCCGAAGCGACACGACGUGGUCUCACAAUGUCUCUGGGACCGAUACGUCCAAAUUUCCUUUUUCGGCUCAACGAACCAGCAUCCGUGGACGGUUAUCGAUGACUGGACCAGGUCGAAUAUGGGCAAUGAUGGCAGGAGUGGCCGGGGGGAUUCAUGGCUGGGUGGUCCGCCAACUGUGCCUUGGCUCGGUUCGGACCCGCAAGGCGAUGGCUCUGCGUAUCUGAAGUUACGCGGAUGGAAGUCUUGACACAGACUUCCCGACCUGGGACCACGUCGUUAAACUGAUCCACAUCUGCCGCCGCCGCCGCCAGCAUUCCCGUACUUUUUGCACG
Molecule: messenger RNA, 1226 nt
Organism: Thermothielavioides terrestris NRRL 8126
Lineage: Eukaryota; Fungi; Ascomycota; Sordariomycetes; Sordariales; Chaetomiaceae
Exons: 2
Coding region: 249-1118 (289 amino acids)
Source: RefSeq, a predicted model, not a curated record